AUGGCGCUACCCACGUCAGAGCUCUUUGAUCGGUACCAUUUCAGCGACAUCCUUGGAGAGGGCCAGUCUGGCCGCAUUUGGCGCUGCCAGGAUAGAAUAACGGGGGAAACGCUUGCAUGCAAGCAGGUCCGCAAACGCGGAAUGUCACACGUGGAGCUCGCUGAUUUGCGGAGAGAAGUCCAAGCGAUGCUGAUUCUCCGGGGGCACCCGAACGUACUGUGCUUACGUGGACUUUACGAAGACGACAAAGCGGUCUACAUGAUAACGGAGCUGUGCGCGGGCGGCGAUCUCUUCGCGCUUAUAGCGGAGCACGAGGGCCUAGAGGAGUCCGUCGCGGCGCGGCUGUUCGUGCAGUUAGCAAGGGCUGUGCGGUGGUGUCACAUCAACCGCGUCGUGCAUCGGGACAUCAAGCCUGAAAACAUUCUUAUCGUUCCGCCGGCGGCGGCAGCCUCUCCGGCAAAGUGUGGUUCUAAGUCCCGCUUUUCCGACCCGUCGUCCCCCUCUUCCUCCCCCGCUUCUCCCUCCUCCUCGGACGGCGACGCGACGGAAAAAAACCAACGUUUGGAAGAGUUGCAACUGCGGCUCGCCGACUUCGGACUGGCGUUUCCGUUACAGCCAGGUUCGGCUAUUAUCGGGGCGGCGGGGAGUGCGCCGUACGAAGCGCCGGAGGUCCUCGCGCACGAGCCGUACAACUACUGCGCGGAUAUCUGGUCGCUCGGCGUGUUGCUCUACGCCAUGCUCUCUGCGAACUGGCCGGCUUUUCCCGAUGACAAUCGCAAACUCCUGCCGUCAGAUCUGCUACCGAAACCGUGGCCGUCGAUUUCGUUCGAAGCUAAGGAUUUAAUCCGGCGGAUGCUAACGGCAGAUCCGAUGGACAGGAUUGAUAUUAUCGGCGUCUUGGAGCAUCCAUGGCUUAAGAAGCAGCUCGCUCCCCCUCGAGAUGACGGGGUGGAUGAGGAAAGCAAAAUCUCCAACGACCAGCCUGAUAGUGAGGGUGAUUUCCCCUCCCCAUCUUCGCUGCCCUCUAAAACUUCUGAUGAAGCCUCAAAUUCAACAGAGUCGCCUUCAUCUUCUGGAAGAGGGUGGUGUGAGGCCUUUGAGCAUGGAGACAAGGAGAAGGAUGGAUUGUACUCCAACGACGACGAUGAGGAUGCAGCAGUGCGUGUUCCUGACGCUGUCACUGAUUUCCGCCUAGAAACUGCCGCUGGAGAGCUUUAUUCCUUUUAUAGGCUGCCUCUUUAUAAGAAAUGGAGCUCUUCUUUGUUGAAGGAGUCAGUGUAUCUGCGUGGGAAGGAUGCGAAUGGGGGAGCACCAGUUUUUGUUGAUGUGGGGGCUUGGCGGGUAGUGGUGAAGGUAGAUUCGGUGAAGGUUCAGGUGCAGGCUCGGCAUGGGGAAAAGUGGGUUGAAGUUCGGAAGCCGAGCCUGGGUUACGCAUCCGGGAGGCUGGGUUCGGAGAUAGGGUGGGCGCAGUGCUGCGUGCGUUUCCAUCCUGAUUGGUCGGAAGGUGAGGUGAAGCAGUUUCUGCGGUCACACAACGUUGAUUUGGAGCGGCUUGUAAAGUGGAUGGAUUUGCUGGGAGAUUUUAUUCAGGAUGACGUGGCACUGAAAAAUUCCAGAUUGGAUAGAGGAGGAUCGGGUAAGGCAGGAUUGGACAGAGCAGGAUCCGGUAAGGCAGGAGUGCUGAGAAAGAAGAGGCGCGUGGCGAGGUUCUUGGAGGAAGAAGAGGAGGAUGAAGAGGAAAAGGAUCGAAGGUUCAUUGCUUCAGACGAUGAGGACGAGGGUGAGAUGGAUGUGGGUGGGGGUGUGGGUGGGAGCAGAGGAGGAGGAAGGGGAGGAGACGCGCGGUACAGAUCGUGGAAGGAAGGAGGAGCAGAGGAAGGUGUGGAGGAAGGUUCGGAGGAAGGUGCGGAGGAAGGUGCUGGGUUAUACGGCGAAGAGGAAGAGGAGGAGGAGGAUGAGCAGGUGGCAGGGUGGGACAGCGUGUGUUAUAUCUGUGAUGAUGGCGGUGACUUGGUGUGCUGUGAUGGCCCGUGUAUGCGCUCUUUCCAUGUGGAGCCUGACGAUGAGGAGGAGAAGCGGAGGGAUAAGUUCCACUGCCCGACCAUUGGGCUGACGGACAGUGAGGUGCAUGAGAAGGAGACCUGGCUGUGCCCGAACUGCGAGGCGAAGCAGCACGUGUGCUUUAUUUGCCACCAGCUCGGGCGAUCGGAGCCGGUUUUGGGUGGGAGUUCGGGGGCGGAUGAUGGGGGGGAGGGCGCGGAGCAGGGGCAGCAGGGGCAGCAGCAGCAGGUGCUGCAGGAGCAGGAGGUUUUUAUGUGUGACGUGGCGCUCUGUGGGCAUUUCUACCACCCGACAUGUGUCGCGUCGUGGUUGGCCGAUUCGAAGAAGCUGCCCCAGGGCAGCGAGGAGCGAAUCAAGGAGUUGGAAACAGUCGCUGGGAACAUCCGGGCAGGGGCUGGGAUGAGUGAGCGGGCAGCUGCUGGUGACGCAGGUGCAGCAGUGUCGGCCAGAGCAGGUGCUAAAGGGGAAGAUAGGGUGAUGGGUUCUGUAGAGGAGGAAGGAGCAGGAGCGGCAGGGGAGAAGGGGAAGGGGAAGAAGCGGACGUGGAUUGAGAGGGAGAGGGAGGAGAGGGAGGCGGCUCUGAGGGCGAUGGAGAGCAUAGGAGGCAUUCAGAGUCGCAAGGGGGGGCUCACUCACAAGGAGAUGGCGCAGAGCUGGAACAAAGGCAAGGCCCCGCGGCACAUGUUCCAGUACCCCUGCGAUUUGGACGCGUCCAGGGCCCGCCUGAGCAAGAUAUUCGAGGCCGCAGCGAAGCAGGUCACGGAACAGACGGCCAAGGCCGGCCUUGCCGUCCCGUGCAUGUACCAGCACUGCCACAACAACGCGGGCUCCGGCUUGGGCGGCAACGCGGGCGGCAACAACAGCAACAACAAUCAGGGCGGCAACCCUCGGAAGAUAUCGCUGAGCAAGCUCGAGUCGAUCCUCCACGCAGGGGAGAAGGCUCGGAAUUUUCUUGUCAAGGAGUUGGAGCAAGCAGGGUUCUUGUCAGCCCAAGCACUGCAGCAGGCAAUGGGGCUGUGCCCGAAAAUGCAGCUCCAGCAGCUGAAUGUGAUCGGGAGCACUCUCCGUGUGUACCUCUCCCCGUACGUGCACGGGCAGAGGUAUACGUCUUUCGGGCGGCAUUUUACGAUGCCCGAGAAGCUUAACGAGGUAGUGGAGCGGCUGGUGCCUUAUAUGGAGGAUGGGGAUGUGCUGGUGGAUUUCUGCUGCGGGGCGAACCACUUCUCGCUGAUUGCACGGCAUCGGUUGGAGGAGGCGGGGAAGCGGUGCGGGUUUGCGAAUUUCGACAUCAUGCGUCCUCCUAACGAGUUCUGCUUCGUCAAAAGAGACUGGUUCUCUGUCAAGCAUCGCCUGGAAGAGGCGGGGAAGCGGUGUGGGUUUGCCAAUUUUGACAUCAUGCGUCCUCCCAACGAGUUCUGCUUCGUCAAGAGAGACUGGUUUUCCGUCAAGACCAAGGUGGGUGGUGCUGGUGGGGAUUGGGAGGUAUGGUGUGGGGAUGAGGCAUGGUGUGGGGAUGAGGCAUGGUGUGGGGAUGAGGCAUGGCAUAAGAACCAGCAAGGUAAUCGCCCCAUCAUGGGCCUCAACCCGCCCUGCGGUGUGCUAGGGCAACUCGCCUCGAUGUUUUCGGGCCGUUGCGCCUCUGACUUACGACCCAAGGUCAUCAUUCUCAUCCCUCGCCUCUUUCGUCCCACGCCCGUACAACAGAGGAACCAACUCCCCCAUGGCGAUCGCCUCAUCAUGGGCCUCAACCCGCCCUUCGGCGUGCGAGGGCAACUCGCUUCGAGUUUUUCGGGCCGUGCCGCCUCCGUCUACCGACCCAAGCUCAUCAUUCUCAUUGUCCCCCCGGAGACGCGACAGCUGGGCCCACUUGGGUAUACGCUACUGUGGAAGGACGAGACGAUUUUUGAGAAUCGCGCGUUCUACUUGCCAGGGUCGCAUGAUAAGGACAACAAGACGAUGAAUCAAUGGAAUAAUAUCCCUCCGCCCUUAUACCUCUGGUGCCGCAACGACCUCGUCCACCGCUACGGUCCUUUGGCGGACCGUCUCGGGCACACAAGAGGCCUCUUCUCUUCUCCACGGCCCAUGCCUCCCUCGUUGCUUGCAGAGCUCAAAGUUGCAACCUCCAUCUCCACCACAGGUCUGGACCCUGCUUCCAUCGCUGCUGCUAAAUCGCAAGCUCUGAUACUCCUCGGACCUAACAUCUGGGCUCGGGCUGGCUGUGGCUUGGCCGAGGGAAGAGCUUCGGGAGAUGAUGUUGGUGGGGCUAUGGUGAGGGGCGUGACAGGGGCGGGCAUUAUGGUAGGGAUGGCGGGCGCAGCGCAGAACGAGGGGCCGAUGUACGAUGCGAGGGAGCGUGAUCAGCGGCUGUACAUGCGCGGUAGGGAUGUGGAUGGGAGGGAGAGAAGGGAGGAGGGGUAUGAGGGGCGGAGCGGUGGGAGGAGAGGAGAGGAGGCGUGGAACGAGCGUGGAGAGAGAGGGUAUCGAGAGGCGGAGGAGAGGGGGCAGAGGGGGCGGGACGAAGGGGUUUACAGGGGGAGAGACGAAGGGGGUGACAUGGAGGAAGGUCGCAUUCUCGCCAACGCAGCAGCAGCAGCAGCAGCAGCAGGAGGAGAGUUUGCCAGCCCACAAAUGCAAUCUCUCGCUCUCCCCCCUCCCCUCCCUACACCUACCCCAUUCCCUCUCGUUCUCGACCUCACCCAAGGCCCGCACCCCCCCAUGUUCAUCUGCUCUCAGAACUCCCUCUCAGGCGCCAUCCGGGUCCCCAUCUCAUUCGGCGAGCCCGUGGGGGGUGCGCUCUCUGCAGCCAACAGUGUUCUCUUGGGCGGUCAGGGCGUGCAAGGGAGAGUGGUGUCUGCCGUGCCUCCUGGGUUUGGCCCGGACGAAGGGCAGCACGAGGGGAGAGUGGUGUCUGCUGUGCCUCCUGGGUUUGGGCCGGACGAAGGGCAGCAGGCAGGCUUUCUGUUUGCUGGAGAAGGAGAGAGUGGCUUGAGGCAGCACGAGGUGAGUGCGAUGCAGAGGAAGGCAGGUGAGGGUGUGAGGCAGAGGGAGGCAGGUGAGGGUGUGAGGCAGAGGGAGGCAGGUGAGGGUGUGAGGCAGAGGGAAGCAGGUGAGGGUGUGAGGCAGAGGGAGGCAGGUGAGGGUGUGAGGCAGAGGGAGGCAGGUGAGGGUGCGAGGCAGAGGGAUUUGGGCAGCUAUUUAGCUUGGAAGGAGAAGAUUGAAUGGGCAGCAGGAGGAGGUGAGUGCACGGGUGAGUGUGAACUGGUGGGGUGGGUCAUGGCAGGCAGGCCGGUGGAUGAACUGGUGGGGUGGGUCAUGGCAGGCAGGCCGGUGGAUGAACUGGUGGGGUGGGUCAUGGCAGGCAGGCCGGUGGAUGAACUGGUGGGGUGGGUCAUGGCAGGCAGGCCGGUGGAUGAACUGGUGGGGUGGGUCAUGGCAGGCAGGCCGGUGGAUGAACUGGUGGGGUGGGUCAUGGCAGGCAGGCCGGUGGAUGAACUGGUGGGGUGGGUCAUGGCAGGCAGGCCGGUGGAUGAACUGGUGGGGUGGGUCAUGGCAGGCAGGCCGGUGGAUGAAGGUCCUCUGACAUCUGCUUCUGCCUCUGCUGGCCGUUUUUUCGAGUUCUGCUUGGAAGGGUAA
Closterium sp. Yama58-4 is the source of this 5694-nucleotide messenger RNA. Lineage: Eukaryota; Viridiplantae; Streptophyta; Zygnematophyceae; Desmidiales; Closteriaceae. The record is from the annotation of a GenBank genome assembly.